Molecule: messenger RNA, 444 nt
Organism: Danaus chrysippus (African queen)
Lineage: Eukaryota; Metazoa; Arthropoda; Insecta; Lepidoptera; Nymphalidae
Source: the annotation of a GenBank genome assembly
AUGGCGCGAAAGUGUUCACUGGCCAGUGGCCGGUGCGUCACCUUGCACUUGAUCCAUCCUCAACUAAUCCAGUCGGAGUUAAUAGAGUUCGCUCAGCGCCACCAGCUGGUGGUGAUGGCUUUCAGUCCGUUCGGGUCGCUGGUGAGCCGCUACGGACACACCUUCCCCGGACCCACCAUCAACGAUCCCGUACUCACGGCCAUCGCUCGCACACACCACAAGACUACGCCGCAGGUCGUGCUGAGGUGGCUGGUGUCCAAGCUAUGGAACAUCCUGGCUCUGGACGGCUCCAACUGGCAGAAGAUAGACCUGUUCGACUUCCAGAGAGAUGUGGAGAACCACCUGCCUCACAUCAAAGUGCACGCAUACUUCGCGCCGGUGACUCCGCCCGCGGCCGGCGCUGGUUCCAGGCCGCGCUACUGCCGCUGCUGCACCAUCAUAUAG